GCAGUUGUGUGCUUUGCGCGCAACUCGGCCAGUCAUCGACGUGAACGCCACGGCUUCUGCUCGCUGGCGCCAACUCGAUUCCACUUCGGCAGAGUCUGGUUCGCAGUCAGAACAAAGCGCUAGUUUGUCUGGAUCAGAAGUCAUGAGUAGUUCGGAGGAGGUAUCAUGGAUCACAUGGUUCUGUGGCCUUCGUGGAAAUGAGUUUUUCUGUGAAGUCGACGAGGAAUAUAUUCAGGAUCGGUUCAAUUUGACAGGUCUCAAUGAGCAAGUGCCCAAGUAUCGACAGGCUCUUGACAUGAUUCUUGACUUAGAACCAGAAGAUGACAUAGAGGAUAACGCAACGAACACUGAUCUUGUUGAACAAGCCGCUGAAAUGCUUUAUGGACUCAUUCACGCUAGAUAUAUUCUUACGAAUAGAGGAAUCUCACAGAUGGUCGAAAAGUGGCGUGAUCAUGACUUUGGAGUUUGCCCACGUGUCUACUGUGAAAAUCAGCCAAUGCUUCCAAUUGGAUUGUCUGAUGUUCCUGGCGAGGCUAUGGUGAAAUUGUACUGUCCACGUUGCAAUGAUGUUUUCGUUCCACGAUCAUCACGUCAUCAACAUACUGAUGGAAGCUAUUUUGGCACCGGAUUCCCACAUAUGCUCUUCUUUGUUCAUCCUGAUCUGCGUCCACGCAGACCAGUCACUCAAUUCGUUCCAAAACUCUACGGUUUCAAAAUUCAUCCUGUUGCUUAUGGAGGACAGGAGGGAAACAGCGGCGGAAAUACGGCGAAUAACGUUGCCGCAGCACAAAACAACACGACUCCAGCCGGGCAACAAUCUGGAGGACAAUUCAAUAAUUAUGGUCUCUGAGCCACUUUCUUCCUUAUUUUUGUUUUGAUUUCUUCUUUCCAGUUUCCAUUCAGAAUGUCCCCCCUCUCAACACAACAUCCUUAUUUUCUUCAUUGUUUCGUUUUUUCUUCUCCCCAAAAUUUUCUUUUCCGACAAAACUCAAGAAUCCGGCGGUUCUUCCAUGCGUGUUUCUCUUCUUUUCUAAAUCUGUUCUAUUCCAACAUUAUGCGAAUUUAAGAAAUGAAUGAAACGGUAGAUCCCAU
Messenger RNA from Caenorhabditis elegans, 1092 nucleotides. RefSeq names its product Casein kinase II subunit beta (gene kin-10). Gene Ontology annotation, cellular component: dendrite; perikaryon; protein kinase CK2 complex. The record is from RefSeq and is marked reviewed. NCBI's taxonomy places the organism in Eukaryota, Metazoa, Nematoda, Chromadorea, Rhabditida, Rhabditidae. Gene Ontology annotation, molecular function: protein kinase regulator activity.